GAAGAAGAAGAAGAAGAAGAACAGAGUCGACCGUCAAAGAAGAAUGCAACAUGGCGUCGCUCGGCAGUGACGAGUGGAGAGCUGUCUGCGACAAAUUCAGCAACGCCCAAAACUUGACAGAUGUGGAAUCACGAAAGGACCCAGAGAACGAGCCGUUCCGCUCCAAGUACAAGGCCCGGGAGCUUCUCCGGGAGAUUUACUCCUCGCUCAAGUGUUUUGCAGCGGGCGACGGGGAGGAGGAGCGGGACGGCGGCGAGCAGCGGCCGACGGAGCAGCCGGUGGACGGGCAGAGGGAGGAUGUGUUCGGCCAGGGCGUCAGCGGCGACUCGCCCGCGGGGCUGCGGGCAGCCAAACUCGGGGCCGUGGAGUACUACCUUGGCGUCAACCACGUCGACACGGAGGAGCUGUCCGCCGGAAGGGAGCAUCUGAUGAACGGCACGAAGCUGCUGGAGAGAUGCAGAGUGUCGUCCGACAACGUGUCGUUGUUUAUCCACGUCAGGAACCAGUUGGGCAUCCUUUGGGCAGGCCUGGAUGAGACGGAGACGGCUCAGGGAUUCCUUGAAACGGCAGAAUCCAUCUACCAACGUUACAUGAAGGAGGAUGGGACCCCUCCCACUGAUAUGACAGAGUACUUCACGACUGAGGAGAAGCUGCUGACACACCAGGAAAGGACCAAGAGGUUUGAGUUGGCCUACACCCAUACCAUGUACUACCUUGCUCAAGUCUAUAAAAACCUUGGUCAAAAUGAGCGUGCUGCCACCUAUUGUCACAGUACCCUGCAGAGACAGUUAAAGUUAAAUCAGUUCAGUCCAAUGGAGUGGGCACUGAACGCUGCCACACUAUCACAGUAUUACAUCACGAAGGGCCAUUACAUGGAAGGCAGACAUUGCCUCUCGGCAGCUACUGUCAUAUCCGGUUUGGCAGGAGAGGUUCCUUCUGAGGCUGCAGCACAGGAAAGUGAGACGGAGAGUGAGCGUAGGGAGCAACUCCGACAAAAGAGAGCAGAUAUUGCAAGAUGUUGGAUCAAAUACUGUCUCAACCUCCUGCAGGAUGCGAAGAAGCUUCUUGAGGAUAACAUUGGGGAGCUGGAUACUGAUCGUCAAGAAGAGUUGAAGGGAGCAAGAAGGCGUGAGGAGGAGGAGGAAGAGAAGGGCAGAAAGAAUGCUCUGCUGUUUGGCUCUGAAGACACCUUCGACUCCAUCGCUAGCCUGGAAGAAAAGGUGUCCUGUUUGAUCCCACUGGAUUUCACUGCGGCCAGAGCUGUAUUCCUCGUGGGGCAGAAUUAUGUCACACAGGCCAAGGACUACUUUCAGAUGGAUGGAUUUGUGACGGACCACAUAGAGAUCCUGCAGGACCACAGUGCUCUGUUCAGGGCCCUCGCUUUCUUUGAAGAGGAUCUGGAGCGACGCUGCAAAAUGCACAAACGAAGAGUUGAUAUGUUGGAACCAAUCUGCAAUGACCUAAACACCCAGUACUACCUAAUGAUCCGCAGACAGUUGAUGUUUGAGUUGGCAGAGAGCUACAGUGAAAUGAUGGACCUGAAACUGACACUGGCCAAUAGACAAGCAGAUACACAGUCGCUAGAUAGCCACACCAUUAAGAAAUUCAACCACCUCUGCUCUGCCUCUACCAAGUUCUUCCAGAUGUUCCUCGACUCUCUAUGUUCACCAGAAGGGAAAUUUCCAGAGCACCUGGAGGAGGAGGUGCUUCGACCAGCUCUGGUGGCGCGCUUCAGAGUGGCCCGACUACACAACCGACUGAUCAGCUCUACGCCCUCUGAUCAGCUGGACAACCUCAACAAGUCUCUAGAAAGCUACAAAUACGUGGUACAGUAUUGUGAGGCCCACCCUGAGGCAGCAGUUGUCGUGGAGACAGAGCUGGAGCUGAGUAAAGAGAUGGUCGGCCUACUCCCUCUCAAAAUUAACCGCCUCAAAGCAAGGAUGGCGACGAACAACUGAAGGACGACACUGUUCACCGACUGACUUGUUGAUGUUGACUAAUACCAUUAAAUCCGUCAGGAUGAGAUGCUUGUUUCAAAAUUUAACACAUUAUUGUCAAUGGACACUUCUAACAGUUACAGAAACUGGAUGGUAGAUGAACUGACCUUGCUUACUGUAUUUGUGUUGGUGAUGAUGUCAUGUUGGUUUUUUUCCAGUGAGCAUGCUGCUUUUACAAGACCAUUGAACACAUUACACACUUUGCAUUUGUGAUAUAAUCCGUUUAAAAAGUUCUGAUCAAAAAUGUCUUCAGCUGCUUUAUGUCUCUGAUAGUAAGAUAGUGGCUUACUAUUUCCAUGGUUACUUUAGCCAUGCUAAUAACAGUAGCCAGCCAGCAGUACAGAUGGCGUUCACUUUGUACUACUACACUAACAGGCCGCCUUUACUUCUAAGCAAAGAUGCUUCUGCUUCACAUCAUCAGAAACAACCGUCCUGGUGGCAUGACGUCACUCAGUAGACUUGACUACACUGAUGUUGUGUUAUUAGACAUCAUCAUUUACAUGAUGCGGGUUUCACCCAGUCAAACCUGUGUAAUUUCUUCUUGUCUCUGAGGAGUCACGCUGUCUACAGCAGAUACUGUAUGUUAUGAUAUUAAACCAAUGAAAUAUUACACACUUA
This is a messenger RNA of Scophthalmus maximus (turbot), 2615 nucleotides long. Its product is annotated as kinesin family binding protein. Lineage: Eukaryota; Metazoa; Chordata; Actinopteri; Pleuronectiformes; Scophthalmidae. Bases 51 to 1958 code for a protein of 635 amino acids. The record is from RefSeq and is a predicted model, not a curated record. The transcript has 13 exons. Gene Ontology annotation, molecular function: protein binding.